AUGGCCUCCUUCCCUGCGGAGCCCGCGGAGGCGGCCGGCCGAGGCCCGCCGGCGGGAGAGGAGGGCCAGGCGGCGUCGGCGGCGUCGGGGGGCGAGCGGCGCAAACUUGUGCAAACUUCGGCGGCCGCCCCUUCGCCCGAGGCUCCUCCCGGCGGCGGCGGCGCGGAGGCGAGCGGGUCGGCGCCGUGCUUUGCCUCCUCCUCCUCCUCGCCGGUGCCGCCGUCGGGGGGUCCCCCGCGCUUCUCUGCGGAGCAGGUGUCGUGCGUGUGCGAGGCGCUGGUGCAGGCGGGCGACCCGGGCCGGCUGGGGCGCUUCGUGGGCUCGCUGCCGGCCGCGGAGGCGCGGCGGCUGGAGGCGGCGUCGUCGGGGGCGGCGGGCGAGAGCCUGGCCAAGGCGCGGGCGCUGCUGGCCUUCGAGCGGGGCGACUUCGCGGAGCUGUACCGGCUGGUGGGCGGGCGGCCCUUCGGCGCGCCCCACCACCCCUUCCUGCAGGACCUCUACCUGCGCGCGCGCUACCGCGAGGCCGAGGCGGCGCGCGGCCGGGCGCUGGGCGCCGUCGACAAGUACCGCCUGCGCAAGAAGUUCCCGCUGCCGCGCACCAUCUGGGACGGCGAGGAGACCGUGUACUGCUUCAAGCGCCGCUCCCGCGCCGCCCUGCGCGACUCCUACGGCCGCAGCCGCUACCCCACCCCCGAGCAGAAGCGCCGCCUGGCCCGCGACACCGGCCUCUCCCUCACCCAGGUCAGCAACUGGUUCAAGAACCGCCGCCAGCGGGACCGCGGCGGCGCCCGCGCCGGACCCCGCGCCCCCGGCAAGAGUGAAUCUGACGGGAAUCCCAGCACAGAGGAUGAGUCCAGCCAUGGCCCCGAAGAAACCGAAGCGGCAACGGGGGUUCCAGCCACAGCUGAAGGGAUUCCUGCCUCCGGCAGCCUUUUUUUGCCCGCUGCUUGCUCCAGUGGAUCCUCCAUCCUUCUGAACGGCAGCUUCAUCACAACCAGCUCCCCGACCAUGCUCCUCAAUGGAGGAUCCGUUAUCCAGACCCCCAGUGGAGGCGUGAUCCUGAAUGGGUUGGCUCUAGGGGAGAACCAGACCAUUACUCUUAGCCCUGUGGCAGCACCAAGUCCUCCUGUCCUCCUGAAUGAUUCCACUACCCUGUUGGGUGGAAAAACCCCAGCAGUCAACAGCCAGGAGGUCUCCAAGGCUCAUCCGGAGUCCUUUCCCCCGGCUGCCGUCAUCCUCAGCCCCACGGCUCUUCCAGGGGAGGUGAAGUCCAAAGCCGCUGAGGCUCUGGCCUUUGGUGUGGAAGUGAAGUCCGAGGAUGGGCCAGUGGCCGCCCCACCUCUUCUGUCCCUACCGGAUGCCUCGACGCUCCUGUCCGAUCACAAGGGCACCUUGCUGACGGCCAUUCCCGUGUCUCAAGUCGUCCCUUCCAAUGAAGAGGCCCCCACAGCCACUCAGCUGCCCCCAGCUGCUGCGCUGGCAUCUGCACCCAGCCCCCAGAUUGUCCCUCUUGCUAAACUUGUCCCUGGCGCUCAAGCGCUGUCCAGCCCACAGGUGACCUUGGCAACGGUCGGUGGGCAGGUCGCUUUGCCGAUGCCUCCUCCGGUGACCACGGCUGCGCCCCUCCUUUCCAUUCCGGGCUCCUCUCCUGCCCAGGCCACAGUCCUCCACGUUCCUGCCCCGUCUCUGCUCCCCCUCGCUCAAGUUUCACCCCCCUCCCAGGUCGUGCCUUUGUCUCAGCCCGUUUCAGGCCCCCAGGUGCUUUCUCCAUCUCAAAUGGUGCCCGUGUCCCCCACGCAGACUUACACGGUGCCCCAGGGGCCCUCCGGCCCUCAGUUCGUCUCCCUCCCCCAGGUCACCCAGGGAUCCCAGAUUAUUUCUCUGCCCCAAGUGGUGCCCACCUCGCAAGUCAUGACACUACAGCAGGGUGUGAGCAGCCCCAUCCAGAUCCUGACAAGUGCUUCCCCCAUCAAAGUGGGACCCGUGGCAGGGACCCCGCAGGCUGCGACGUCCGGCGGAAGCCUCGGCCACAGCAACUUCCACCUCAUCAACACCAACGUAAGCAUGACGGCACUUCAGCUUCCGGGCACCGCACCAGGGAAUAUCCUCUUGACUAACCCAGCGACCGGAAGCGGCACCAUUGUUACAGGCAUGGCUCUGCAGCAGGGCAAGCUCAUCCUGACGGCCACCUUCCCCGCGAGCAUGCUGAUGGCACCUAUCCUGUCAGGUCCGGCAGCACCAGCCUUGGCCCUGCCCGUGAAGCAGGAAGUGCCCACGACCCCGCCGGGCGCUUUGGAAGACAACGAAGCCAGCCACGUGCUGCUUCCCGGGAUCAGUCCUGUCCCCGCUCUUUCAGCCUCAGAUAGCCCCGGGUCACCGGACUUGGCGUUUGGCACAGACUCCGGCCAGAGCCACCUCCUUUCAAGCUUCUCCCAGCCCGAGAGCCUGGCGGCGAUGUCCCAGCAGCAGGUGGUCUGGUCCAGCCCGGUCACCAUGGGCCUCCAAGGGCCCAGCUCCGUGGGGCUGUUUGAGAUGGACAAGGGUCCCAUGGAGGAGCAGAGCAGCCUGCUUCGGCUCCCCGAGGGGGAAGCCCUCUUGCUGGACGCCUCCGGCGGCGACCCCAUGGAUCACGAAGCGCUUGACUCUGACGAGAAGGUGCUGACCCAGCUACAGUCGGUUCCGGUGGAAGAGCCCCUGGACUUGUAAAAACGAGCAGGCUCGGGCAAA
Messenger RNA from Euleptes europaea (tarantolino), 2727 nucleotides. RefSeq names its product SIX homeobox 5 (gene SIX5). Gene Ontology annotation, cellular component: nucleus; transcription regulator complex. Gene Ontology annotation, molecular function: RNA polymerase II cis-regulatory region sequence-specific DNA binding; DNA-binding transcription factor activity, RNA polymerase II-specific. Bases 1 to 2706 code for a protein of 901 amino acids. NCBI's taxonomy places the organism in Eukaryota, Metazoa, Chordata, Lepidosauria, Squamata, Sphaerodactylidae. Gene Ontology annotation, biological process: regulation of transcription by RNA polymerase II. The record is from RefSeq and is a predicted model, not a curated record. The transcript has 3 exons.